This is a messenger RNA of Moneuplotes crassus, 1259 nucleotides long. The record is from the annotation of a GenBank genome assembly. NCBI's taxonomy places the organism in Eukaryota, Ciliophora, Spirotrichea, Euplotida, Euplotidae.
UUCUAAAAAUGGGAGGAAAAUCAAGACCUUCAACAGCCGGAGCAGGAAGAACAGCAGCUCUUCAGGACCACGAAGUGGUCCUGAAGCAGAUAUUAGCUCCUGAGUUCAUAUCUUCAGGGUUGAGUUGGGCAAGAUCCAUCUCACAGAAGGAGAAACAAGGCUUAAGAAUACUUAAAGCUGUUAUGAAACAUAGAGGUCAGAAGAAGUUUCGAGCCAAAGCAAAAAUGCCAGAGGAAGCGCAGAAAUCUCUUAUGGCUCAAUCAGCACUGAAGUUAGAUCGUCAUAAUUUAGAGCAGUAUAAAUAAAGAAUACAAGCAGGGUUUGUUUAAAUCUGCGUACGGAAACGCCUUUGGGAGAAAGGAAUCAGACUUAGCUGGUACAGGAAUUUUGUCUCAUAAAAGAUUUUCAGAGCUCCCUUCCUGUAAAGUUCUUAAUACAACAGCUAAAGCUUAUAUAAAUCGUUGGGUUGACUCUGGAGAAGAUCAAAAAUAUGUCAGCUUAGCGAUAGUAGUUGUCAAGGGCAUUUUUACUCAUUGGAAAGAAGCGCUUCCUUCUGAUACAGUGAGUCAUCUGAAACAUGCUUGGUAUAAUUCCCAUGAUAUUGUUCAUUCUCAGACUAUGGAAAAAGCAAGCAAAUCUGUCAUCUCAAGUGGGUUUUCAAACACAGCGAGGAGUGAAAGGCCUCAGACAAGUUCCAAUAUGUUUGAGAAAAAGGGGAAGGAGAGCUUAAUCCCCAACAGAACUCAAAAAUAUGAUAAAGGAAUGGACAAAGUGAUCAGUGACAGGAAAAAGUUGCUUUUAAGAGGCAAUGGGAAUAUAACUGGGUUCUACCAAGACCCUUUAGGAAUGGUUUCUUCUUACCAAUCCAAUUAUCAGACAACCAAGGAUAUGAGUACUAUCAAGAAAACUGCUGGGAACAACUAUAUCUCUUCUAUAAUGGUUGUCACACCAGAUCCAGGUCAACUUGCUAAAGUUGGACAAAAGCAGAACAAGUUUAAGAAAGAUGUAAAUUCUGCUACGAAAAAACUAGCCAAGACUGAGUCAGCCAUGAAGCAAGCAAUGGGAAGAAUGAUGGAAUACCAAGAGUACCCAGAGUAUCAACCUUCAAGAGGGAGUUUGGGAAUGAGAGUUGGAAAUCCAAACUUCCAAAGUACUCCUGAAGGUUUUCCUAUGAGACCAGCACGUGGUAUGAACCCUUAUAGGCAUUUAAAAACCUCAGGAUAAGAAAUUUGGUUUAAAAAUAUGAAUUUUUCAGUUAA